Molecule: messenger RNA, 1514 nt
Organism: Populus euphratica (Euphrates poplar)
Lineage: Eukaryota; Viridiplantae; Streptophyta; Magnoliopsida; Malpighiales; Salicaceae
Product: glyceraldehyde-3-phosphate dehydrogenase GAPC1, cytosolic
Exons: 12
Coding region: 206-1315 (369 amino acids)
Biological process (GO): glycolytic process; glucose metabolic process
Cellular component (GO): cytosol
Molecular function (GO): NAD binding; glyceraldehyde-3-phosphate dehydrogenase (NAD+) (phosphorylating) activity; NADP binding
Source: RefSeq, a predicted model, not a curated record
CCAAGCUAAUUGUUUCUUUCGUUUUGCCCAAGAAAUAAAAAACCGCUCAUGUGACCUAACUCCCUCACCACGCACCUACUCUUCCUUUAUAUGACCCUCAAUUAGCAGCCACUCUCCUCACUAAAUUUCUCUGUUUAAGCUUAUCCCUCAAAUCUCCCCUCUUAAUUCAAAAUCUCCCCUCUGUUUCCCGGUACUAUCAACAACAAUGGCAUGCGAUAAGAAGAUUAAGAUCGGUAUCAACGGAUUUGGAAGGAUCGGUCGUUUGGUUGCUAGAGUUGCUCUUCAAAGAGAUGACGUGGAACUUGUUGCUGUUAAUGAUCCUUUUAUCACUACUGACUACAUGGUAACUAUUUAUUUAUUUUUUUGCUGCUGUUUUCGUUUUUCUAUUGUUGUUAAUGAUUUUUUUUUUUUUGGGGGGGGUCUGCAGACAUAUAUGUUCAAAUAUGAUACAGUUCACGGUCGCUGGAAGCAUAGUGAGCUCAAGGUUAAGGAUGAGAAGACCCUUCUCUUUGGUGAGAGGGCUGUCGCUGUUUUUGGCAUCAGGAACCCAGAGGAGAUCCCAUGGGCUCAAGCCGGUGCUGAGUUUGUCGUUGAGUCCACUGGAGUUUUCACAGACAAGGACAAGGCUGCUGCUCACUUGAAGGGUGGUGCCAAGAAGGUUGUUAUAUCCGCCCCAAGCAAAGAUGCACCUAUGUUUGUUGUGGGUGUAAAUGAGAAGCAGUACACUCCAGAUCUUGACAUUGUUUCCAAUGCUAGCUGCACUACCAACUGUCUUGCCCCCUUGGCCAAGGUUAUCCAUGACAGGUUUGGAAUUGUAGAGGGUCUUAUGACUACAGUUCACGCGAUUACUGCCACUCAGAAAACUGUUGAUGGUCCAUCAAUGAAGGACUGGAGAGGUGGAAGGGCUGCUUCCUUCAAUAUCAUUCCUAGCAGCACUGGGGCUGCCAAGGCUGUUGGAAAGGUUUUGCCAGCACUUAAUGGAAAAUUGACUGGAAUGUCCUUCCGUGUUCCUACUGUGGAUGUCUCUGUUGUUGACCUCACUGUCAGGCUUGAGAAGAAGGCAACAUACGAGGCUAUCAAAUCUGCUAUCAAGGAGGAGUCUGAGAAUAACCUCAAGGGUAUUCUGGGUUACGUUGAAGAGGAUAUGGUGUCUACUGACUUCAUUGGUGACAGCAGGUCAAGCAUAUUCGAUGCCAAGGCUGGAAUUGCUUUGAACGAUAACUUCGUCAAACUUGUCUCUUGGUAUGACAAUGAAUGGGGCUACAGUUCACGCGUGAUUGACUUGAUAGCUCACAUGGCCAAGACUCAAGCUUGAAGCUGAAGCAUGGAUGAUGAGUUGAAGCGCUUUUUUUGGGAUUUUGUGGUUUAUGAGCACAAGGUGUGAGAUGAUGUGCGAAGUUUGGAAUUUAAAAUAAACAAUUGACUCUGAUUUUUGUUUUGGACAUUAAGCUAGGGAUGUACUACAGUUUUAUCUGUUUAAAUACAAAAAAUCAGACGGUUUGUUUUCUUGUUUA